Messenger RNA from Amorphotheca resinae ATCC 22711, 2038 nucleotides. RefSeq lists its product as hypothetical. The record is from RefSeq and is a predicted model, not a curated record. The transcript has 3 exons. The coding region runs from base 1 to 1809 and encodes 602 amino acids. Lineage: Eukaryota; Fungi; Ascomycota; Leotiomycetes; Helotiales; Amorphothecaceae.
AUGAUUCGUCUCCCUGCUUCAGCCAUUAUCCUAGGUCCAAGUGAUCUCAAGGACUUUGAGACCCGCCAGAGACGGCGCCUGGCACUUGAGGCGGAUGAGAGAUCCGUACACACAAUAAGAUGCGGGCUGCGUGCUUUGGCAAUCCGAACAGUGGGCCGUCCAACAUCUGAUACCGGUCUUGGGAGCCGUGGGGACGAAGAACCUCCGUCUCUUGGCUUACCUGGAUCGUCCAGGGCGGUGGAUGUAGAAUAUUCCACGGUUACAGAUUUGUCCGAAGACCAAGAUGGGUAUCUUUCAAUUGGACUACAACAAUCUCCAGAGAAUGCAUCGAUUGAAGCACAACAGUCUUCGCCACCAAAAGACGAGUUUCAUUAUGGUGGUUUCGUCGAAAGCCCAACACAGCAGCUUGUUGCUGAUGCGUCGCAGCGGUCUUCACCGUUUGUUCCUGAGGAUAACUCCACCCCUCAACACCUUGAGUUUCACGAGACACGAGGAACACGGACGCGGACAUUUCCCCGGUCACCUCUGUUCCGCUCUGAAAAUGUGUCUAGCUCUCCGGAACAUCACCCAACAUCUAGUCUUGCCCAUCGACUAACUCAGGGGCACAAUACACCUGGGACUAUAUUUGGGCAACCCGCUAGACGACCAGCACGUACAUUCAGACACCAAACAAACAGCUUCUCGUUCGAUGAAUCCGAGCGUGCUAGCGCAUCUUAUGAACAUGAUCGUAUAUCAUCUAGCUCCACGACGGGCAGCACACCCCGCCCCCCAGACAACCUUAGUUUACAGGAAGAGCGGCGUGGAUGCUCUCUGGAAAGUACAGGGGUCGUUUCAAAUGUCCAUUCGUCCUCUUCAAAGAUACUCGAAGAUGAUGAAGCUCCCCUGCCACUCCUGGAUAGUGAUGAGAGAUCGGAACCCAUAAGGGAGUCCCUCUCCUCUUCCCCACAGCUGCCUCUGCCACCGCCAUUUUCUGCAGUCUCUCGAAGUGUGUCAAGAGCAGAGACUUUGCCUUCACAGACUCUGCCUGCACUACCCAAAUACCGGUUUAGAAAUAAUCCAUCGGCUAGUCCAGCCAGGGAUGAUUCUACAGGCUCUCCUGGACGCUAUCACAAUACUUCAAGUCCAAAGGCUAGUCCUCCAACUGUGGGGAGUGGCGAAGAAGUAGUUUCGAGUCCAGCUCACGGUGGUGGCCCCAGCCCGAGAAGUAUUUUGCGUUCUGCUGCACGUCUCAUAUCUUCUUACAGGACCCGUUCGCCAAUAGGCCGUCGCCGUUCACCCUCGCCGUCAACAUCGCCAUUACCUACACCACAUCAAAACAAAGCCAGUCGGUCUUCAAGAAAUCAUAAGCCCCCAACACCCUCUCGUAGCUAUCAUGUCUACAAUGAUGGAUUAUCUCCAGAAACGCAACCUCAGACUCCAGCUCAUUUGCCCGAGUCACGACACCAGUCUCGCUUUCAUCCAUCGUAUACCGCGCCCGUGGCUGCACCGGCUAGGAGUGGCUUUCACUUAAUUCGCUCCGGCGAUGGUGCUAAUGACGAAAUUUCCUCCUCGAGGUCUCGGCACGGGAGUGUUACUCCAUCUCGGAGAGGCCCGGUAGGAAGAUCUAAUUCUCCAAUCGGCUUAUUAAACGAGGGCUUCCGAGGUCUGUAUGGUGGUAGAGAAAACGGUGACGAGCAACGGAACUGGACCGAUGGGGUAAGGUUCAAUAAUGCAGAGAUGAGGCUCUGGGGGCUUAGGGACGCUAGGGGGGACGGGCGAAGCUUGCGCGAAACUCUCGAGCGGGAAAUAUGGCGGGUUAGAAGAGAUUGAUUCACGAGGUGUCCGAAGGUUCUGGUCUUGGGGAAGUGGAAAAUACGAAUUAGGGACGGGGAGAGGAUGGAGAAAUACGAGUUCAUCUGCUGUUCCACGAGGAUUAUCAAGUUAUUAUACCGCUUGGCUCUCUGUUCAGCGGGUUUUCAGCGUGGAGAGGGAGGGGAAAAGGGGGGGGGAUGACAUUACUAUAGCGAAUUCGAUUUAUUUCUUACAGAGCAUUUCACCG